CACUAAAGCGGAAGCAAAUAGCAUUUGAUCCGUCAUUUUUUACGUCAAUAGAUAUUUCUUUUCAUUAUCUACGAAUUUAUAUUUUCUGGUAUAUUAGUUCACAAAUUGCUUUGCUAAAUAUCGACAAGUGUGUGUUAAGCAGUCGGAUUGAGUGAUAUUUUCACUUACAGAUUGUUUACAAGAAUCUAAAAUGUCCGGAGAACCAGAAGUAACCCACACUCCUGAAGAGGAUGCUGAAGAAGAAAUCAAGUCUUCGUAUAAACCUCCCCCAGAGAAGACAAUUGAGGAGAUCCUCGCGGCCGACCAGGAAGACGAGUCUUUACGGAAGUAUAAGGAAGCCCUACUCGGACAGGCCCAAACUGGAGCUGUGAUUGUUGACCACAACGACCCCAGGAAGGUGAUAGUGAAGAAGUUGGCGCUGUGCGUGGCGGGUCGGGACGAUGUCGAGUUGGACCUCAGCGGCGACCUGACUGAUCUCAAAAAGCAGGUGUUUGUGAUAAAAGAGGGUGUGCAAUACAGAAUAAGGAUCGAUUUCAUCGUACAACGGGAGAUUGUCCACGGCCUGAAGUAUGUACAAAAGACGUACCGACUUGGCGUUCCAGUUGACAAGAUGACCCAUAUGGUAGGGUCGUACCCCCCCAAAACGGAGAUCCAAUCAUACACCACCCCCCCUGAAGACGCCCCCUCAGGAAUGGUCGCGAGGGGCUCCUACACAGUCAACAGCCUCUUCACAGAUGAUGACAAGAAUGUCCACCUCCAAUGGGAAUGGUGCUUCGAGAUCAAGAAAGACUGGAAGGACUAGAGUGCUGGACACAAACCGUACUGGAUUGGACGCUUGGACGAAAUUCCUUUGCCUGUGCCAUAGACAAUCUUCAUCUGCGUGGGGUGCGUUUCCUUUUUCUAAAUUUGAAAUUGUCCGUAGAACUAAGAAUUUACUGGCUUGUUCCAAUUUUUAUGAUAUUAUGGGUUUUAAAAAAUGAAGACCAAUGUCAUGGUCAGUGAUUUAUUGUACCAUAUUGAAUGGGGUUGCCUGAAAACAAUAUAUACUCAUCGUGGGACAAGUUGUCAAUAUAGAAUCCAUAGUACAUCGCUGCCUUAUUAUUGUUAAGUUCCAAUAAUCGAAGCAAUAAUCUUUCCAUUCAAUGUGUAUUGAUACAAUAUAGAGAGAAUGCAUAGACACACAGUAAAUAAACGAUAUUUUGAGAUUUGUAUACAUUAUUUGCUGACUCCAUCGCAAAAUAUGAUUCGUUGAAAAGUGAGCUUUAAAAUAUCCUUUUUAGACAUACUUCACAUUGAUGAUAACACGAGAGCUGUUUAGCCGCUAAUUUAUUUUUCAGUGUAACAUAUAUCUUCAGUGGAGGAUAUAAAGCUCAUAUUUCAAGGAAAAUAAUAUUUCCUAAUGGGAGCGGUGUCGUAUAACGGAGUAUAUAAAACCCUUAUGUCAAUGGAAUAAGAGUGUUGUUAAUAAGAUUCGUACCAGCUCUGUGUAGCAACUAGCAACACCCUUCUUCCAUUGGCAGAUUUCACGUCGAUUAAUGUGCGAUCCCCAUUAAUCGGCUACGAAGUUCACACAACAGUUCCAAUAUCCAGUCCAGUUCGUGUCGGGAAUGGUGGCUGACUGAUUGUUGAUCUACUUGCAACUUAGGGUUAAGGUCUAAAAAUAUACAUCUAUUAAACUCUUGACUCAGAAAUUUACUUAUUGCUGAAAAAACAAAUAUUAGUAACUUUUAAACAGAGAUUUCGCUUCAUUUCUAUUAUUUCAGUAUUAAUCUUUUAGUCUCUAUAUCUAUUGGACAGAAGGGUGACAUUAGAAUAACAUCUGAGUGAGACGGUGAGUUUACUUGCCUAUAAUCUCUUUCGUUACCUUUCUUCAGUGAAAUCAAUACAUAUGCGUCGCCUAUUCUAAAUUUUAAACUCUAUGUCGCAUGCAAUAAAGUUGAAAAUCCUCGAGUCUGAUUUUAAUGAUGUUAAGACCGAUAGACAUAGUCGUACAUAGAUUGGAUAAACGACUAUGUCUAUUGGUCAAUUUAAAUAUUACAAUUAAUUUACAUACUUGUAUCCAUAAUGUAUGAUAGUUUCUAGAAGUCAAACAUCAAAAAUAUUUAGUGUACAAUAUUGAAUUUAAUAUGAGUAUUUUAAAUACAUUUUAUAUUAAUAUACUAUAAUAUAUCUAUUUUACAUUUAGCAAUAUUUUUUUAGGUAUACGCAUUGAUAUUUUUAGGCGCUGGAUACACACAAUAUCAAUUUGUUUUUUAUACAUUUUCGGCUAAACUCAUUUGACAGUUCGCAAUAUUGACAGUUCGCAUUUGUCAGCUGUCAAUUGUUAAACGAACUGAAGCUGAACCAUAGAGCCGUAGAAUAAAAAAAGUGGACUGUGUAUCCAGUGCCUAUAGUUUUCCGCUAAGAUAUUUCUAAGUGGCGUGUGAUUGCGAAAAGCAGCCGAGUAUUAGCAUCCAGAGAGCCGAGCGAGUUACCACGCUAUACGUGUAUAAUUCAUAGUGAUAAUUACAGUGUCUUUAUCAACCUUGACAUUGGCAAAACCACUAUUUGGCUAAACAAUGGAGUCAUAAAAUUAAAAAAAGUCAACACGGGCUAUACAUAAAUACAGAGUAGAUAUGGGUCGUUACGCGUUUUUCGGAUAACACAACGACACGUUGCCAGCGUUAUCACAACCGUUGUCUAACACGACAACGUUGUCUAAAACGUCUAUUUAGAAGCGAUCUAUUUUGCAACCAAUUCAAGGUCAACAAAACAAAAGGAAAGAAAAUGUGCAAAUAACGCAAUUAUCUAAAGCAAUCUUAUUACAAUACAAUAAGAUAGACUAUCGCACAACCGCAUAGCGCCAAAAGUUAACCUCGUAACUGAUUAGAUGCCUUUUUUUUUUUCAUCCUACGCAUAACGGGUGAUUGAGCGAGCGAGAUGUUUGUUUCAUUCGUUCCAUUCGUUAUGUUAUAAUUUCUCCGCAAACAAAUGCAACGCAACACCUCCUGUGAUGUUUUGCGUUGUCAGAAAUAUAGAUUGUUGUGAUAAAUAGAUCAUAUAAGUGACUCGUAACGCUUGCGAUGUCGUUCAGCCACAACAUAAGUUUGAUAAAUGCGCAUCGCGCUGCGUCACGCAGCAUUUGUCGCAUUUCUAGCUUGAUGAGGACACUUACAUUUCUUCUUGUCGAGUCGGAAUGGCUAUUAUAUAAUUCUCGACAAACGUGGCUACGCUUAAGGCUCAAUCUUGUCAAGUCUUCCAUCGUGCAAGAUGUGGGGUAGUUGGGACGCGAUAACGGAUGUGUUACAGAUUGUUAUAUAGUAAGGUCGCAAAAAUGCAAGAUCUAAGUAAUUGAUUAUCCUCCAUUACAUUUUCGCACUCACACGCCUAUAGUCAUUAUUGCUAUAGUCAGCCCACUAUUUCAUACAUCCGGCAGCGCUAACACCAUUCCUCUAGCAUUUCAGUAUAUUCUGAUUUCUAUAAGUACUUUAAUAUUUUGUUGCAACGUUGUAAAAAUUUUGACAAUGAAAUGAAAUACCAGAUUUCAAUAUUCCCAUUCCCAACAUUCCAUAUUUGAAUUGUCAAACAAUUAAAUACACAAAAUAUUUUUCGCAAAACGAUUUUUAGACAUCUGUCCAAAAUGGAGAACUCCCCUUUUCAAUUAUAAAAUGUUAUAUCAUUUAACAUUUUAUUGUCAUUAAUUUUGCAACGCUGCGAUCAGUCGAGACAAUUAUGUAUUUGGAUGUUUGAAUAUACAAAUCAAUAAGUACCAAAAUUUAGUAUUAUAGAUAAGGGUAUUGAUGAACGAAAUCAAAUGAAAAUCUAUUUUUAAUAACGUGAUUGCUUACAACCAGUGCUGGUGAAGCUAAGGUGGCAACAAUAAUAUAUUAUAAUAGUAUUAUUAUGGAUUGAGCUGUUUAAUGUGUAGUCUCAAUUAGUCUUUAAGUGGCGAAGUACAUGAAAGAGCUUUGUUGUGACGACAUUUUAAGUCAACGAACUGUAGAUAGAGAAAGAUAGACUUCGUCGAAUCUUUCGUUUCACUCAUACAAGAAAGAAAAACUAGAAAUACACGAGAAGAAACGUGUGCUCGGUUUGUAAAAACGCUUAUAUGUAUGAGAUGGACGGCGAGUUGUAUGGAAAUGUUCUCAUUUGUUGACUAUGCUGUCUUUAAUUUUCUUUGUCUCUGAGAUACACUCUUCCAUAUCGCGAAUGAGUGUAAUAAGACCCUUUUCGUAUAUGUCAGACCUUGAUUAACUGAACAUUUGACUCCCUAGAUUGUCUACCCCCAUAGUACAGUUUUAAAAAUUUGAUCGGAUCUAAGACACGUGUUUCGAUAUUUUGAAGUCAACGCUUUUACUUACGCUCAAUUUGGAUGUUCUACUGUUUUGUUUUAUCAUUCGACAGAGACAACUAAUAAUUUAUCUGGUUAUUAUCAUUCAAUCUAUGUGGUGAGACAACUGUUAAUUUAUCUAAUUCAUUUUAAACAAUUACAAAACACACAGCUCGCACAUGUACGAGAUUUUGUUAUAGACAUGUGUUAUUGACAAACAUAACAAGACUUAUCGUCACGACAAACGCUCAAAUUCAAAUGAAACUCUCGGUUCGCCAGAAACAAUUUUAUCAAAUGACGAAAUGAUAUUUUGAUCCCAUGGGAAAAAUAGACUGCUUUCAUCACAUGAUAUUGAACAAACAUGAUAUUAAAACCUGUAUGUUGCUCAUAUUGAUGCAAAAUUUGUUUUUGACGCACCGCGAGAUGAAAUUAAAAAUGGCAUUUAAAUUGAAUAACGCUUGGCGAGGUGCUUCAGUGUGCAUUCACUGGUGCUCUUCAAUGUGUAAUCUAAUGUUAGGCUUCCCUUUUAUAAAUUUUUGAAUAAAAACAUUUCCAUACUGGUCUUCUAGGACUCAAUUUUGAAGCACGCGUAAUCGUUUAUAUAAGUCGGAAUGAUGCAAGGCUCAUUACAUUAUGAAAUUAGGUUGUCAUUAAAUUUAUUUGCACAAGUUUACGGUUCUCUUCGUAUAUGUUUAAAAUUAAUGGGAUAGCUAAUAGUAUUGGAAUUUUAAGCCAAUGUCUUUUUCGUAACGUAACAUCUGUUAGCAAUGACAUUAAUAUUGAUCAAUAGCAAUAAUAUUGGGCAAAGAAUUUGGGUGGCACCGUGCGCAGUCCUACCCGAAUAGCUAUAAUAUAAAGUGAAAAGUAAGUCUAAGCCGUUUAGGGUUGUCAAUCAGAAGAAAACGGAGCAAAAUGCAUCGAACAUGGGUGGUAAAGACUACGUGCCUUACACUCAACCUAUUAAAAAGUCAUCAUAUCAAAAUAUGACUGAAUUAAAUUAUUUUAUUUAAAGGGUAUUCGUGCUCGAAUUUGUCACAAUAACAUUUCCCAACUUUCUACCUCGUAGUAUGAAAGAUUUAUCAGUAUUAUGUAAUAUCGUAUUUUUGAUACAUUUGUAUACUAGAAUCGAACAAUAUUAGAUAUUAGAAUCGUUGUGUCCUAAAAUAAGAAUUCAUAAUUGUCGAAAUGGUGCUUCAAAAUUGAGUCAUUAUUUAGUUCUUGGUAUAUUUUAUUGUAUAAAAUAUCGGUUGAAUUCAUGGAUUUUUUCUAUAGAUGUGUAAUGUUUUAUGCAUUGUAAUAGUUUGGCCAAAAAUAAAGCUUAUUUAUUCAA
Molecule: messenger RNA, 5639 nt
Organism: Plodia interpunctella (Indianmeal moth)
Lineage: Eukaryota; Metazoa; Arthropoda; Insecta; Lepidoptera; Pyralidae
Gene: RhoGDI
Product: RhoGDI
Exons: 5
Coding region: 191-802 (203 amino acids)
Biological process (GO): Rho protein signal transduction
Cellular component (GO): cytoplasm; membrane; cytosol
Molecular function (GO): protein binding; Rho GDP-dissociation inhibitor activity
Source: RefSeq, a predicted model, not a curated record